Messenger RNA from Sapajus apella (tufted capuchin), 423 nucleotides. RefSeq names its product histone H2B type 1. Bases 26 to 406 code for a protein of 126 amino acids. Lineage: Eukaryota; Metazoa; Chordata; Mammalia; Primates; Cebidae. Gene Ontology annotation, molecular function: DNA binding; protein heterodimerization activity; structural constituent of chromatin. The record is from RefSeq and is a predicted model, not a curated record. The transcript is spliced from 3 exons. Gene Ontology annotation, cellular component: nucleosome.
CUAAUUGUUCUUUUCUUCUGACAACAUGCCUGAGCCAGCUAAGUCAGCUCCCGCUCCAAAGAAAGGAUCCAAGAAGGCGGUAACGAAGGCGCAGAAGAAAGACGGCAAGAAGCGCAAGCGCAGCCGCAAGGAGAGCUACUCCGUGUACGUGUACAAGGUGCUGAAGCAGGUCCACCCCGACACCGGCAUCUCCUCCAAGGCCAUGGGCAUCAUGAACUCCUUCGUCAACGACAUCUUCGAGCGCAUCGCGGGCGAGGCUUCCCGCCUGGCGCAUUACAACAAGCGCUCGACCAUCACCUCCAGGGAGAUCCAGACGGCCGUGCGCCUGCUGCUGCCCGGGGAGCUGGCCAAGCACGCCGUGUCGGAGGGCACCAAGGCCGUCACCAAGUACACCAGCUCCAAGUAAGCCCCUCCCAGCUGCUC